Messenger RNA from Stereum hirsutum FP-91666 SS1, 1665 nucleotides. Its product is annotated as DEAD-domain-containing protein. Lineage: Eukaryota; Fungi; Basidiomycota; Agaricomycetes; Russulales; Stereaceae. The record is from RefSeq and is a predicted model, not a curated record. Bases 1 to 1665 code for a protein of 554 amino acids. The transcript has 7 exons. Gene Ontology annotation, molecular function: RNA helicase activity; ATP binding; nucleic acid binding.
AUGAGCACGGGUUCUUUCGGCGAUGGUGAGGACUAUGAGGAUGAGAUCGAAGUACAGAGUGGGAGGCCGUCGAGAGGGAAGGAAGAUGGUCCGGGUCACUCAGAAGACGAGGAGGAAGAAGAGAGUAGCGAGGAUGGCGAAAGCGACGAGGAGGCCGCUAGCUCGCAUGCACCAUGGAAGUCUCUCGAUGCAGAAUCUACCCUCACAUCCCGAAUCGCCUUGAAGCCCAAGUCUUCGACGUCUCGUCUGCCCGACCAACAAAACCUGAAGACCUCGCCACAAAAGAACGCCACAUUCGCCUCUCUGGACAUCUCUCCGCCUCUCAUCUCUGCGCUUUCUAAACUGGCGAUACGAGCACCUACAGAGAUUCAGUUGGCGUGUAUUCCACCGCUUUUAGCAGGCGAAGAUUGUAUAGGCAAUGCAAAGACUGGUUCCGGAAAAACUAUCGCGUUCGCCCUUCCGAUACUUCAAAAACUCUCCAUGGACCCAUAUGGAAUCUAUGCUCUCGUUCUCACCCCCACCAGAGAGCUCGCAUUUCAGAUCUCUGAACAAUUCGCCGUUCUCGGAGCUCAUCUCAACAUAAGGACGGCUGUGAUAGUGGGGGGAAUGGACAUGAUGACACAGGCUCUUGAACUUGGACGGAGACCGCAUGUGGUAAUCGCUACCCCAGGCAGACUCGUCGAUCAUUUGAGGAGCAGUAGCGGCGAGUGGGAUCUGUCGCGGGUCAAAUUCUUGGUGCUUGAUGAGGCGGAUAGGCUCCUCACAUCCACGUUCUCCCCAGAACUUGCGCAUCUCUUCGGGGUUCUCCCUCGAGAUCGGCAGACAGCGCUCUUCACCGCUACCUGGACACCGUCUAUUGACGCCAUAGCUGAUGCGACUCCAAGACCAGGAAAGCAAAAGCCGUUUAUUCAUAAGAUUACCGCAGGCACCGAGACUGUUGAAACUCUGCAGCAGUUCUACAUGCUCGUGCCCUCACAAGUGAAAGAAUCUUAUCUUUACCACCUUCUGUGCAAUCCCCCAGAGUCGACGAUCCGCCUCCGGCGUGCUCCACCAGAGUCAACGAAACCAUCGCGGACUGGCAAGUCCAAGCCAAAGGCCAAGUCAAAACCAAAGUCAAAAUCGAAGCCAGGCGAGGCUGAAGAACAGGAACAACCACCGCCAACAAUGAUCUUCUGCGCGCGAACGCGAACGGCAGCCUACCUGACCAACCUCCUCAAAACGCUCAAUAUCCGUACGACGGCACUGCACUCGCGUCUGACGCAGCGAGAACGACUGAAUUCGCUGCAGCUUUUCAAAUCGUGUGUGGUUCCGGUGAUGGUGUGCACGGAUGUCGGGGCUCGAGGGUUGGAUAUUGAGGACGUGGCGAUGGUUGUGAAUUGGGAUUUACCGGAGGAGCCGGAGGAGUAUACGCAUAGGGUCGGAAGGACGGCGAGAGCGGGGAGGGAUGGUGUUUCGGUCAGCUUUGUCGGGGCGAGGGAUGAGGAGAGGGUGCAUAAGAUUGAGAAUAGGAUCAAAACGAAGCUGAGCGAGAUGGAUCUGCCCGAGUCGAAAGUGUUGGAAAAGCUGAACGCGGUAUCCACAGCGAAGCGCCUAGCGAAUAUGGAGCUACAUGAUUCACGAUUUGGGAAGAGAGAGGAGAUACAGAAACGAAAGCGGGAGACGUAG